Molecule: messenger RNA, 2050 nt
Organism: Amoebophrya sp. A25
Lineage: Eukaryota; Dinophyceae; Syndiniales; Amoebophryaceae
Source: the annotation of a GenBank genome assembly
CUGCUUCUCCUGGUUUUCAUCCUAGAGCUCGCGCUCCGAUUUUACUACGAUGGGAAUCGUAAAGCAUUCAGCCGUGGAUGGGUCCAGUUUGAUUCCAUCCUUGUGUUUGUUGGUGUAGUGGAUGAGUGGAUUAUCGCGAACAUAGAUUUGGGCGCAGACUUGACUUAAGGGCUGGAAAAAGAUGAGAAAUCCGCUCUAUGUUGAGCAUCUCUAUGGUUUUCUUCAACUAGGAAGGCCGUAGCAGGUACUAUGCGAGCUAGAACUGUCAACUUUCAACCUCUAACUGACGUUCCUAGCCAUUUUACGUGUUUUGCGACUGUUGCGCUUGAUCCGUCUAGUGCGUUUGAUGGAUGCCUUUAAAGAACUGUGGCUACUGGUGUCCUCUCUGAUCAACACAGCACGGGCUAUGUUGUUCCUCAUGUUUCUGCUGCUCACUUUGUGUUAUGGAACUGGCGAGAGAGUGCUUGUAAAAACACUAACUGAGACAGAUACACUUGUUACUCAAUCAGCGACGCUUACUUACUUUCUUGCGUCAAAUCAAUGGCUUAAGAUAGCCAUGGCACUUUGCCAGGCUCUCUUCGUCUUCUACUAUUGAUGAUCAGUGCCAUUUUUAGCCAUCCUACCGCCCCCAGCAUCGCUCUCUCAUCUUCUAACCGCUCUACAUCGGCGCCAUCUACCUCGUCCAAACACUUGGAGACAAGUAUCCGCGAAACGUCUACGCUGGAAAUUUUGAUACCAUUGGCAACGCGAUGUAUUCGCUUCUGAACGUGGUUACGCUGGACAACUGGAUCAGCAUCAUUCGCACUGUGGGUCUAGACCCACCACAACUGGUUCUCAACACUACAAGCGCAACAAGUGUGAUCGCGUAUUCUGCGACGACGGUAGAGGGGGCUUCGGCGUUACGAAAUUAGUUCUGAAAUACCGACUACUCAAUUUUCCGAAUUCCGAUGAAGAAGAUACUAGCAGAAGUGAGACAGUGACAGAGCACUUCGCGCCCAUGCUCCUUUUUGGGAUUGGUAUCACUUAUCACUUGUAAGAUCAGCAACAGCAUUAUAGAUAUGAUUGGCAUUUCUCCUUACUUCUCCACCUCUAACGAGAGACAAUGCCCUUCUCUUGACUUCCUCUUCCACGGACCUGAUACGCCAGCCAGUGCACGAAGCUUCGCCAUCUAUGAUCGUCUUUUUCUUCAUCUUUGCGCUACUCACCGCUUUUGGCAUAAUGAACUUGCUAGUUGGCCGAGUCGUGCAGACGAUUCACACAGUUUCCGAGAAACAAGACCACGUAGCCCAUGCCGAACGAAUGCUGAACGUCGCUCAAUCACUCGCUUAUGUGCGCUCUUGGCUGGAAGAGUAUAACGCAGAACGCGAAAGAAACAGAGGUAGCAUAGUUGUUGAGCAACACGAUAUUCCAAUCGAGGACCCUGCUGAUGCACGAAAAGAAGCCAUCAAAAAGUACAACGCUAGAGAGCAAACGGAAGAUACUGCUCCUCCAGACCGCCAAAGUAGAAAGAAGUCCAACCACGUUGAGGUCAACCUCGGGGGUCAACGCCAACAAAAUGUGAGGCAAUCAACAAGUAUGGGUCUGGCGGCUAAGGAGGCGAUAAUUGCGGGAACGAAAGAAAGGAGUGUGACAAAGGAGGGCUCAACGGCCAAAAACAAGAGAAAGGAUUCUGGUUCUGGAGUUGAACAGAAUAGGAAGCCAAUAGACGAAGCGCAUGCGCAGGAGUUAGAGGAUGAAGCGAAUAUGAUCCGGGAAAUGGGCGAAGAUAGGGCCGCAGAGCAUCUUUACAACACUCAUAAUUAUGGAUUUGUAUAACUAUAUGCAUUGUGAAUCACGACCACGAGUGUAAUUCAUGAUUGAGUGAGUAACUGUUGUUGUCGCAUACUUACGAAUCAAAAUCGGAAGAAGUUGUGCAACAUUUGCACGUUUCUAACACGAGGCUGGCGAAUGGUCUAUGGCGGGUGCUUGGUCGCAGUUCAAAAAGGUCAAAAAAACCCAAGACCAUGACAAGGGAAAGGAACACCAUCCGAAAGAAAAAUCGUAUUUUUGA